Molecule: messenger RNA, 687 nt
Organism: Knipowitschia caucasica
Lineage: Eukaryota; Metazoa; Chordata; Actinopteri; Gobiiformes; Gobiidae
Source: the annotation of a GenBank genome assembly
AUGUGUUUCUCCUCUGGGUCAGGAGCGGUCGAGCGGCUGAAGAAACAUGGAGCCAGUUUCAGACCAUUUACUUUUGUUGCCGACAUCAGUCACGACAAAAUCCUAUCAGACAAGUUUGGGAGAAGACUCGGUCCUCAGGGUUCAGGCUCGAUCCUCAGGUCAGGGGGGGAGGUCACACCACAGACAUGUCUGGACUUCCGGGGGUCAGAGGUCGGCUGCAGAGCCAGGGCAGCUGCAGGACAAAUACCAGACUGUGGACCAGCGGAGAGCAGCCCGUGGACCGGCAGAGAGCAGACUGUGGACCAGCAGAGAGCAGCCCGUGGACCGGCAGAGAGCAGACUGUGGACCAGCAGAGAGCAGCCCGUGGACCAGCAGAGAGCAGACUGUGGACCAGCAGAGAGCAGCCGGUGGACCCGCAGAGAGCAGACUGUGGACCAGCAGAGAGCAGCCCGUGGACCAGCAGAGAGCAGACUGUGGACCAGCAGAGAGCAGCCCGUGGACCAGCAGAGAGCAGACUGUGGACCAGCAGAGAGCAGCCUGUGGACCAGCAGAGAGCAGACUGUGGACCAGCAGAGAGCAGACUGUGGACCAGCAGAGAGCAGACUGUGGACCAGCAGAGAGCAGCCCGUGGACCAGCAGAGAGCAGACUGUGGACCAGCAGAGACCAGACUGUGGACCAGCAGAUAG